This is a messenger RNA of Spirometra erinaceieuropaei, 2342 nucleotides long. The record is from the annotation of a GenBank genome assembly. NCBI's taxonomy places the organism in Eukaryota, Metazoa, Platyhelminthes, Cestoda, Diphyllobothriidea, Diphyllobothriidae.
AUGUCACCCGGGCUCCUGCGGCAAGGAGACCAUGCCCGUCGCUACAAGGACACCGAAGACUUCGCUGAAGCGUCUGCAGAUCAACCCGGCCAACUGGAAAGACCUCACUCGAGGCCGGCCGACCUGGAGGCGGGCAGUGAAAACAGGCGCAGCGAUCUAUGGAGCCAAUUAAAUCACCAUCGCAGAAGCCAAACGCGGGACUCGCAAAUCCCAAAUGCGCCCACCUCGCAACGGCACGGUUCAACAACCCCCGACAUGCCCACGCUGCCAGUGGACGUUUCAGGCACCGAUUGGUCUUGUAAGACAUCUCCAUACCAACUGCCGCACCCGGACGACACCAAUCGAUACCCCCGUCCGCCUUUAUUCCGCCCACACGCUGACAAUCCACACUAACCGCAGUCCUGAAUCCAGACUGCCAUCCUCCUCAGUCGUCUCAAUAUCCUCUGCACUCAUUGCCACUGUACCCAAUUCAAACACAUUAACAAACACUAACCUCACCACCGCCAUCACCAGCGAUGCGGACUUGGUUCAUAUCUGUCCUCAUUUCGAUCAGGCAUUCGCCUCACACAUCGACCUGGUCGGUCACUUUGGCAUCCAUCGUACAGAGACUGGCAAACUAAUGUCUGGAGCACCGACCUACACUCCCUGCAUUCGUUUCUACUGUCCUUACUGCACCCGCACAUUCACUCACCGCAGUGGACUUCUGGGUCACAUGAGUGUCCGCGAGAGCGAAACUGACCGUAUUCUCGACACACCUGGCACCCCCUGCAAUUCCCCCAUGCCUAGAUCAACCCAAACCCACAGCAUCCACCACCAACAGCUCAACCACUGCCACCAUCUCCGUAAUCGACACUGGCACCACCGACUUUUCAUGUCCACACUGUCCCCAUACAUUAACCUCACGCACCGGCCUGGUGGGUUACGCGCGAAUCCAUUGUACAGAGACUGGCAAUUCAUUGCCUAGAGCACCAACAUGAACCCGACGCAUCCGCCUCAACUGCCUUCAUUGCAUCCACGCGUUCACCCACAGCAUGGGCCUAUCAGGCCACAUGUGCAUUCACGAAGACCUGCGGCAGAUAACCGCCGGACUAACCACACCACAUCUUCCCCCGCUUGCAUCACACAACAUCAUCACCCACCAAAAGCAUCCAAUUGCCAUCUCGCACGCAAGUGGGAACUGUGCGCCUCGGUUCCGUUUCCAUGCUGCUUCUUUGCUGCACGUGUAAUUCGAAUCUGAGGCUACCACGGCGCGCCAAGCGUAUGUACGUUCGUACGUCACCGUUCCUACUCCCACCCUGCUGUGAAACACACGGUGGACAUCGUCGAAAAUGACGGUCGAAAUAUUGCGUGUGUGUGUGGGUGGGGUCUAGGGCUGUACAGCGUAGGUUCAUGUGAUGCUCAUGGUAGGUCGCUUACGUGCUUGCAGGUGCAGACAACGCCUAGCGUCCAUUUUCUGACACCAAACUCUCAUAUGUGGCCCCCCGAAGCUGGGCUCUGCCUCUCAGCCACACGCCGGUAACCGCCUCGACCGGCAGCUAUACCAGGUGAGGGUAUCCGUUUGUGCAUCUGCGCGCACGCUACUGUGAACUCUGCUGGCCAGACGGAUCUUCGCGUCGGCAUCCUCGAGACGAGACUCCGCCUGGACCACCGCAGGAGGCCACGAGGUAAGUGAAUCCCUAGGUUAUCGAACUUUGUUCCGUUUCCUUACUUGCCUGUUAGUUUUACAUGCUGUAUGUUCCAACGUGUCCUCGAUGUCAACGGACAUUACGGGCUGAAAUCGGACUUGCUGGACAUCUUCGGAUUAACUGGGCCUCUCGAACGGCACCAACCAUCGUCCCCCCGCCUGCCUCUUCCUCCUCCUCUCCGCCGCCAACUAACCCUGACAAUUCUUCUGACCCACCACUUCCAUCAUCAUCCUCCUCCUCCUCCUCCUCCUCGCCCACUGCUCCAACGGCGGCCGCUCAGGCGACUGUCCCACGCACAGCAACCGAACUACCACCACCUCCCCCGACUCCAGGGAUGAGGAUCAGGACUACACCUGCCCUCACUGCGACCGUACAUUCACCUCACACAUCGGUCUGGUCGGUCACUUGCGAAUCCAUCGCACAGAGCCUGGCGAACCAGUGCGUGAAGCACCAACCUACACCCACCGCACUCGCCUGCACUGUCCACACUGCCCUCGCACCUUCAGGCGUCGCAUGGGCCUUUUCGGCCACAUGCGCAUCCACGAGAGCGGCCUUGACCGCACUCCGACACACUCACUACAUCCGACACAUCCACCGUGCACACCCCCACUCUCGUUCCAUCCGUCCGCGACACCACCACCACCGCCUCCUCUGUAG